Molecule: messenger RNA, 607 nt
Organism: Impatiens glandulifera
Lineage: Eukaryota; Viridiplantae; Streptophyta; Magnoliopsida; Ericales; Balsaminaceae
Product: glucosamine 6-phosphate N-acetyltransferase
Exons: 1
Coding region: 54-530 (158 amino acids)
Biological process (GO): UDP-N-acetylglucosamine biosynthetic process
Cellular component (GO): endoplasmic reticulum; endoplasmic reticulum-Golgi intermediate compartment; Golgi apparatus
Molecular function (GO): monosaccharide binding; glucosamine 6-phosphate N-acetyltransferase activity
Source: RefSeq, a predicted model, not a curated record
AGAUCUGCAAAACACGAGAAAUCCUUUCCAGUUCUUGAUUUCCUUUUGUUUUAAUGGAGAACAAAACUUCAUGUCAAGAAGAUGAUCCAGUUCGAGUUCGAAAAUUAGAGAUUACAGACAAAGAUAAGGGUUUCGUUGAGCUCUUACAGCAAUUGACUGAAUGCAACUCCAUUUCUGAUCAUAAUUUCGAAGAGCGAUUCCGAGAGUUGAGUUUAUACGGUGACGAUCAUGUAAUUUGUGUAAUUGAGGAUCCAAUUAAGAAGAAUAAGAUCAUUGCAACGGGGAGUGUGUUCAUCGAGAGAAAGUUCAUACGAAAUUGUGGAAAAGUUGCUCAUAUUGAAGAUAUCGUUGUCGAUUCCGCCGCUCGAGGGAUGAAUCUGGGGAAGAAGAUCGUAGGUUUCCUCACCGAUCAUGCUCAAUCGACUGGCUGUUAUAAGGUGAUUCUCGAUUGUAGCUUGGAGAACAAAACGUUUUAUGAAAAGUGUGGUUUCAAGCAGAAGGAAAUUCAGAUGGUUAGAUAUUUCAUUUGAUUUCAUUUUUCAAAUAAUGUUCAAUUUAAGAUGAUAUUAUUUAGGGUUUAUACAUUCCUUUGCAUCAUAUGUUAUUU